Molecule: messenger RNA, 938 nt
Organism: Chelonoidis abingdonii (Abingdon island giant tortoise)
Lineage: Eukaryota; Metazoa; Chordata; Testudines; Testudinidae
Source: RefSeq, a predicted model, not a curated record
GGCUCUGGGGCAGUCAAGGGCACCUGGGGGCUCUCGCAGGCUCACAGGGCUCGACCCCAUGCCUGCUCCAUUUGGGGCUGGCCCCAUCUCCCCGCAGGCUCCCUGAUGGGCGACCUGGCCGUGAUGGUGACCCUGCUGCCCAGCCUGCCCGAGGCGGUGCCGGGCCAGAGCUCAGCCGGGGAGUUCAUCUUCCUGCUGGAUCGCUCCGGCAGCAUGCAGUGCCCCGUGGACGGCCGAGACUGCUCGCCUCAGCGCAUCGACAGCGCCAAGGAGACCCUGGUCCUGCUGUUAAAAAGUUUGCCCCUGGGCUGUUAUUUCAACAUCUACGGCUUUGGGUCUUGGUUUGAGUCCUUCUACCCGCAGAGCGUGGCAUACACCCAACAGACCAUGGCCAAGUCCCUGCAGCGCGUCCAGCAGCUCCAGGCUGACCUGUGGGGCACCGAGAUCUUGGCGCCGCUACAAGCCAUUUACCGCAGCCCCUGCCGGGACGGGCACCCGCGCCAGGUGCUGAGGGCAGCUGCAGGGCGUCCCAGGGAGUCGGAGAGGGGCUGGGGAGGGUUGGAGGAUGUCAGAAGGAAAUGGGGUGCUUUCCUUCGAUCCGGGCGUGAGGGGCUUUCAGGCUUCCCUUAUGGUUUCAAGGCACUCGCUACCCGCGCCCUGCCAGGCAGACACUUGGGAGCCAGCGUGUCCGGUCUUCAUCACGCGCGCCAGGUGACGUCGCACUUGUUUAUUUGCAGCACCAAGACCAGGGAUAGGACCCAGGUCCUGGUCCAGGUGCUGGUCUUCCCCCAGGUGCUACAGUCUCUGAAGCGGGCCCUGCAGCAGCCGGUGAUCCAGAUCAUACUCUGUUUGCUUGGGUAUGUCUGCAACGGUUCCUGCCUCCCCCCAUCCUCGACGCCCGCCAGGAAGGAACUGGGAGGGGACUGCCUCAGCUCAGG